Molecule: messenger RNA, 2440 nt
Organism: Neltuma alba
Lineage: Eukaryota; Viridiplantae; Streptophyta; Magnoliopsida; Fabales; Fabaceae
Product: pentatricopeptide repeat-containing protein At1g50270
Exons: 1
Biological process (GO): RNA modification
Molecular function (GO): RNA binding; protein binding
Source: RefSeq, a predicted model, not a curated record
AAAAUCUUCCUUCAUCCUCCGCCAAGACUCCGUGGAAACCCCUUCUUUUUCACUCUCUGCGAUGCAAAAGCUCGCAGAAUAAAACUUACAGUGGGCGUCUCUGUCUAGAGAUUUGGGCUUUGCCCCGUUUUCACAAGAACUCCGUGGACGCACCAACGGCAGCAGUCUUAGAUCACCAUUCUUUGGUCGCCAGUGUAAUCAUCUAAUAAUACCAUCACCCGCGGCCACCUUGGACUACCAUGCGUCAAUGAUCGGUGCUUACCUGUAGCUUCCAACCCUACCAAGUCCGAGUCGCCAUAUCUCGCUGCCUAAGGACUGAAGAUGAGCACCUGUUGCUCAUCUAUCGGGUGAGCACCGAAAUGCAGACGCGUAUGGCGUUGGCCCUCCUGCGCGGCAAACUUGUUUCUCUAUUACAGAACCGCCGAACUUUGGAACAAUGCAAGCAAAUCCACUCCAUUAUGAUUGCUUCUGGCUUUUUAAAUGACAACUCGUUGCUCUGCAAGCUCAUUCACUGCACUGCAUUCUGUCUACCCGCACUCCUCUGUCCUAUACCUCCCGUCUUAUCAGCACUAUCUACGCUCCUAUCGUUCGCCUCUUCAACAAAAUGAUUGAAGCUUUCUCGUACACUCCCUACCCUCAAAUGUCCCUUCUCUGCUAUGCAAGAAUGCUUCAAAAUGGCGUACAUCCAGAUAAACACACCUUCCCUUUGCUUCUUAAGGCGUUAUCCAAGUCUAAUUUUCAAGACCCACUUCUCCUUUAUGCUCAAAUUCUUAAAUUUGGGUUGCAUUUUGAUCUUUUUGUCCGAAACGCUUUGAUGUCUGCUUUUGCUAAUUCUGGGUUUAUGGAGUGUGCAUGCCGAGUGUUUGAUGAAAGCUCGUUUCAGGACGUUGUUGCAUGGACUGCGUUGAUUGAUGGCCAUGUAAAAAAUGAUUGUCUAGGAGAGGCAUUGAAGUGUUUCGUGAAUAUGAGAUCAAUAGGCACGGUCAGAAUUGAUGGGGUAGCCAUAGUUAGCAUUCUUCGUGCGGCUGCUUUGCUGGGCGAUGAUUAUUUCGGAAGAUGGAUUCACGGAUUUUAUAUUGUUGGGGGCCGAGUUCAAUUGGAUGCUUAUAUUUGCAGCGCUCUUGUAUAUAUGUAUCUAAAGUGCGGUCGUUGUGACGACGCUCGCAGAGCGCUCGAUGAAAUGCCUCACAGAAAUGUUGUUUCUUGGACUGUACUAAUAAAUGGUUAUGUGAAAUUUAAGCGGUACAAAGAUGCGCUUCUUGUCUUCCAAGACAUGCUGUCACGUAGCAUCGUGCCUAAUCAAUUCACGCUUACAGCUGCUCUUAGUGCUUGUGCGCACACUGGGGGACUAGAGCAAGGAAGGUUAAUUCACCAAUAUCUAGACAAAAAUAAGUUAUAUAUGAAUUCAGCUUUAGGCGCAGCAUUGAUAGACAUGUAUGCAAAAUGUGGGUGCAUUGACGAGGCAUCAUUGUUAUUUGAAAAGUUGCCAGCGAAAGUAAAGGAUGUGUACACUUGGACAGCCAUAAUAAAUGGGUUGGCUGUUCAUGGGAAUGCCUUGAGGUCGCUGGAGCUAUUCUCAUGCAUGUUAAGGAGCGGAGUUCAACCAAAUGAAGUCACCUUUAUUGCUGCUCUCAGCGCAUGCUCUCAUGGAGGAUUAGUAGAUGAGGGGAAAAGGCUCUUUCAAAUGAUGAGACAUGAUUAUAAUAUGGAGCCUAGCAUGGACCAUUAUGGUUGCAUGGUUGAUCUACUAGGGCGAGCAGGAUACUUAGAAGAUGCAAAGCGAAUGAUUGAUGAGAUGCCAAUGAAGCCAAACGCUGGGGUAGUGGGGGCUUUAUUUGGUGCCUGCAUGAUUCACAAAUUUUGAGUUGGGUGAACAUGUAGGAAACAAUAUUUGAUCAAUCUGCAUCCAAAUCAUGGUGGUGCUUAUGCACUCCUGGCAAACUUUUACUCGAUGUCUCAAAAAUGGGAAGCAGUUGCGCAGGUAAGAAAGCUCAUGAAAGGAAAAGGAGUAGAGAAAACUUCAGGAUGUAGUUGGAUACAAGUGAAUGGUUUAAUUCACGAGUUUAAGGCCUUCGACCAUUCACACGAGGAGUCUUCUAGUGUUUGUUCGAUCUUGGAGAAUGUAUUAUUGCAAUUAAAACUAGCUGGUCAUGCUUAUAGGAUUGAAGAUUCUCAUUUAUUUAUUCAACAUUGAUGAAGGCUGACAGAUUGAAGUCAUUGAGAGAGAUCUUUCAAUUAACAAUCUAUCUAAAGAUUUGGCUUUAGAUAGGGUUCAAUGGGGUCGUGCAAUCCAUGUAGCCAACCCCACCUAGUGGGAUAAGAUUUUGUUGUUAUUGUUGAUAACGGCUAACAGUUCCUGUGUUGCUUCCAUAGCACUGAAGUUGUGGCUGUACAAGUGCCCCAUCAUGAUGUUGCAAUACAAGUUGCAGAUUAUGCCUCA